Leucoraja erinaceus (little skate) is the source of this 1828-nucleotide messenger RNA. Its product is annotated as protein phosphatase 1 regulatory subunit 7-like. The coding region runs from base 16 to 1614 and encodes 532 amino acids. Lineage: Eukaryota; Metazoa; Chordata; Chondrichthyes; Rajiformes; Rajidae. The record is from RefSeq and is a predicted model, not a curated record. Gene Ontology annotation, molecular function: protein binding. The transcript is spliced from 17 exons.
UACAUUCUGCAAGGGAUGCUUAUCACCGUCUUUGCUAAUCACACGCGUGCGCACGUUGCCCCAAAGGCGGAGCAGCUUCCCAUCAUGCUCGGCGGGAGUUGCGGACGGCGCGCGUCUGUUGCCAGGCAACGGCGCCAGGGACCGGAGCCCACCCGCUCGCCGCCGCCGGAUCCAGGCACAACCAACGAUACUGGAGCAAGAUCUAUGAUCUUUGGGCACAACGCUCCGUCUCGGGCAGCAAUGGCGAAGAGUCAAGUUGGAGCCGCGUCCUCAGUGGACCAGACCAAUGUGAAAAGAAAAUAUAGCACUCAUGUUACACGAUCAACCAAUUCUGGAAGAAAGUCUUCUGCUUCUGUUAAAGGUGUUAUGGCAACCAAUAAGGAUAAUUCAAAAUGCCAGCAAUUGGGUGGAUGUGAGAGCACCAAUAUAUUAUAUCUACAUGGAAAAGGAAUUAAGAAAAUACAGAAGUUUGAUAUUUUGAAAGGAAUAAAGAUAUUGGACCUUUCCUGUAACUUCAUUGAAGAAAUUGAGAAUUUAGAGAAUCCAUGUGAAAUUACUGAACUCAAACUAUAUGGUAACUACAUCAGACACAUCAAGAAUCUAGACAGCCUUCAAGAGCUCCGUGUUCUUCAGUUGCAGUAUAAUCACAUAACAAGUAUAAGAAAAGGUUUGCUCAAACUCCGGAAACUGCAGAGAUUGAGACUGGAUAGUAACCAGCUGAUAUGUGUGGAGUCACGGGAGUUUUCAGGACUAAGUCAAUUGACAUCUCUGGAUAUCAGCCAUAACCAGCUAACUGACAUCACUGCUGUGAAUGGAUUGCCCUGUCUCGAGGAGCUGUUUGCAUCCCACAACAAGUUGUAUGGGGUUGUUGAUCUCAGUAGAUGUAAUAAGUUACAGGAACUGGAUUUAUCCAACAACAAAAUUUCAGAGGUCCAUGGACUAUCUUUGCUGGAAACUUUAACUUCCGUAGAUCUGUCCAGCAAUGUCAUGUGCAGUACUGAAAGGCUUGGAAUUUUGAGUUCCUUGCAGGAGUUGAAUCUUGCCAAUAAUCAGCUGAAGUCUGUUUGUAGCUUUUCCAAACAAUUCCCUAAUCUUGAAGUCCUUAACAUAGCCAAUAACUGCAUUGACUUGAAGGGCGAACUUAGAUCGCUGGCACAGUGCUGCCACCUACAGGAUCUACAUUUAACUGGCAACGCUGGGACUUCCGAAGAAGAACAAAAUGAGCAUCUGAUGCAGAUCUCCCUUCUCAUGCCUCAGCUUAACAGUUUGGAUGAGGUUAUUCUUAACCAUUCUAACAAAGAGCAGAAUGCUCCAGUUCCAAAAACAGCAUUGGCCAAUGUUUCCCUGGAGAGUGUGCAGAAAAUCACAAGCUGUUUGAUGGAUUUUGAGUCUGAAAUGGAGGAUCUGCAACAAUCAAUUGUCGGAAGGUUUAGUGAGGUGAAGAAUUUGCUGGAGACUCUACCAAAGCAGUUGCCAUGGAGUUCAUAUACAACAGCACCAGCAAGGUUGACCUCAGUGGAAAACUAUGGACCCCGUCCACAGACACGCUGCAGCAGUCGCUCCAGAAUUGAAGACGCCAGAUCGUAUGCUGCCCAACACUUUGGGAAGAAAUAACACGAUCGCUGGAAGGGUUUGUGUCCAGAAGAAUAAGAGUCAAAACAAAGAUAGGAGAAAAGUUGUUACUGGUCCAGACUACCUUAACAAGCUUUGAUGCAUAACCAGCACAACGCAUUUUCCAUUCUAAAAGUUUAUUAGUUGAAACCAGCUACAGUGUUCAAAUACUGGUUUCACCAGGCUGACUGAAUCAGCUAUUACAGAAUUUGCUGUU